UUUCACCAUUCCUGUUUCUUGUUAGGUGGUAGAAUAUUCAAUCUUACACAUCUCGGUAGCGGCCUUGUCAUCCUUGGCCAUACGACACGGCCUCUUUGGGAAUGCUUGCUCUGCACCGCAGCAUACCUCCUUUCACGGUAUCUGCACUUUGAUCUCUCAUAUCAGCACGAUUACGACAGAUCUUGGACCAGUCACCACCCCUUCAAGACCGGCUGACAGGGCAGGCGUGGCGCGCUCUUGUCUGGCGUGUUUGCCCACGUAUUCCCCCGCGAAAGUCCGAUCUGGGCAUGCCGACGUCUAACUUCUCGUUGUCUUGACCACGGUACCGCCCCUUCCGAUUCGCAUGGGUCGCCGUUCAUGACGAGGCUGACCUGACAGGCGGAGAAUGACCGCUGCUGUAUGGUUCGUUAUGCUUCCUGUUACCUUGUCCAAAGCCUGUCUGCGCCUCUCUGGAGACUGGGCUUGUCCAAAGCCCAUGCUCUGUCCAAUUUCGCCGUAGCACCCCGACAAACCCAAUUCGUAUACAAUGGCUGCAAUCGUCUCAUUCUUGCCCGACAGCUUCCCUUUCCGACCUUUCUUUCCUUUGUCUUUCUUAUCACGCGGGAGGCCCCCUGGAAACAACGACUCGAAUGAAUACAUAGUGCCAGACUCCCUUGCCACCAUCCCGACUGCAAGUCUGCACGUCUGCACGUCUGCACCAUCGUCUGGACGGAGGUCCUGGUUCUUUUACCUCACCUCCUCCUCGGAGACGGUGAUCACAAUGCCGCGAUAUGAGGAGGCGCCGCCCAGCUACAGUGACGCAGUCAUACUAGACAAGCUCCGGGCGGAAGUCCAACGCCACGAUGAAGAGUUAUACGGCGAUCAGAUCGAACGUUCAUCAUCCACCGAAGAAGACGAGUCCGAGAGCGUGUGGGAAAGUCAAUAUGGCGAAUGUCCGCCUGUCGCGAAGUGGCUCGUGCAAACCACAGCAGAACCGUCCAUGUGGAAACUAAUGUCUGGCCCUCUCAUGUCCAACGCGACCACGGCGUACAACAACGACCCACUACACAAACGACGUUACGCGGUCCUCUUCCCGCCUGGUUACGAAGACGUCUAUCUCCACAAAUCGACCUGGUAUGCCAACGCUGCCACGCUCCCGCCAUACCAUGUCGAGAUAUAUUCCUGCAAAAACAACGGUCGAUACGAGGCCGAGCCCAUCAUCGUCCUCGGACCGACCGAGGGCGAUGACGAUGUCAUGGAAGCGUUCGCUCGAAGUCAUGCCGCGCUCCAUGUGUCCAAGGUGUUUGCACGAGUCGAACAGGCCAUGUCACAAACCUCGCGGCUCGUGACGUUUUGCGAAGGUGAGUUCUUCAGCUGGGAUUGGAAACGCAAAACGUCGGCUGCGAGGCACGAUAUGCAGGUCUUGAUCAACAAGGCGCGAAAAGAACUCAUCCGGGACGCCAGUUUCGUGGUGCGAUUGGAUCAGUAUCUGGACUUUGUGGGGAAGGCCGGCGACACUCAAUUACUGUCGAAUAUGGAAUUCUUCCGAGGCAGUAUCAAAGACAGUGGGCGCAGACUUCGUCGAAUGCGACUGUGAUAUGAUGGUAGGGAUGGUGUUACAUUUUGGUGUUGGACAUUUGGACAUUGGGCAUAAACCGGGGCGUGGGGCGUCGGGGAUUCGGGGAGUGAUGUAUCAAACGCACAUUUACCAUGGACGCUGGACAUUCAUGGUUGUUUGGAGGGGAGAGACAGCGGGAGAGAGGGAGGGGAAGAGAGAACCUUGGGCUACUCCUGGAGUUGGUAUACGAUCUGGGUCUGAAUUGAGAGCAUUUCUAGCGAUUGCCUUUUUUUAUGUGUGUGGGUGGGUGUUAGUUGAAAAGAUACCAAUUUACCCAAGUCUCGAAGAAAUCGAGCAUGACC
Messenger RNA from Sphaerulina musiva SO2202, 1899 nucleotides. RefSeq lists its product as uncharacterized. Lineage: Eukaryota; Fungi; Ascomycota; Dothideomycetes; Mycosphaerellales; Mycosphaerellaceae. The record is from RefSeq and is a predicted model, not a curated record. The transcript has a single exon. The coding region runs from base 527 to 1576 and encodes 349 amino acids.